AUGCCCGAUCCAAAGAACUACACCGUGGGGUGGAUCUCCGCAAUAUCCACCGAAUACGUUGCUGCCCGAGCCUUCCUCGACGAACCUCAUGACGACCCGGGGUAUCUACCCGCAAACAAAACCGACUUCACACUAGGCCGAAUUGGGAAGCACAAUGUGGUUAUUGCUGUAUUACCGGAUGGAGAAUACGGAACAGCUUCUGCGUCGCGCGUGGCCGAAGGCAUGAUGCAUAGCUUCCCCAACAUCCGUAUCGCCUUAAUGGUUGGGAUUGGAGGCGGUGCGCCGACUUCCAAACACGAUAUUCGCCUUGGGGAUAUUGUCGUUAGUUCUCCUUCGGGGGGACAAGGAGGUAUCUUUCAAUAUGAUUUCGGAAAGACGAUACAAGGAAGGGACUUCCAAGAAACAGGUGUCUUGAACCAACCACCCGACCUGUUACGUUCAGCAGUAGCUGGACUUCGAGCUAGAUAUGAGAGUGACGGGCACCAGCUCGAAGAUGCUGUCAACAAAGCCCUUGAGAGGAAGCCGCGCCUGCGAAAGAAAUACGGCCGUCCAGAAGCGCGCUCUGAUCGGCUGUACAUUAGCGAUAUCCUUCAUAAAGAAGGAGAGGAGCAAUGUAGUAGCUGCAGCGAUAAUGCAUCACAUAUCGUCGAACGCAGACCACGGACAGAAGACGAAGACAACCCUAUGAUUCACUACGGACUAAUCGCAUCCGCUAAUCAACUCAUGAAAGAUGCUCUUGUCCGCGAUGAAUUCGCAAAACAAAAGAAUGUUCUCUGUUUUGAGAUGGAAGCAGCUGGUCUGAUGAACCAUUUCCCUUGUCUUGUUAUUCGAGGUAUUUGCGAUUAUGCCGAUUCUCAUAAGAAUAAAGAUUGGCAGGGAUAUGCAGCUAUGAAUGCGGCAGCAUAUGCGAAGGAUAUCUUGUAUCGAAUUGCACCGCAGCAAGUCGAGGAUGAGGCGAAAGUUGCGACUGUUGUAAGUCAGGGUCAGGGCGAUCAACACACUACGAAUAUAAAUUUUGGAUCCAACAACUAUGGGUUUCAAAUUGGUUCGAAUACUGGAACAAUUAAUGGGACGCGAUUCGGGGGAAGAUGA
Penicillium angulare is the source of this 1092-nucleotide messenger RNA. RefSeq lists its product as uncharacterized. Gene Ontology annotation, biological process: nucleoside metabolic process. Bases 1 to 1092 code for a protein of 363 amino acids. The transcript has a single exon. The record is from RefSeq and is a predicted model, not a curated record. NCBI's taxonomy places the organism in Eukaryota, Fungi, Ascomycota, Eurotiomycetes, Eurotiales, Aspergillaceae. Gene Ontology annotation, molecular function: catalytic activity.